GAGUCGCUUCCAUUCGGCUUCCGUGACCAUCUGCUCCCGCUGACGCUCUCCAGCUCAGCAGCGGCAGUGGACGUCGAGUUCGAGCUGGAAGAGUACGACGCUGCCGGCCGCCUGUCUAGGCUGCAUCCUUCCUCACCGUCGCGCUCGCCAUCCUCGCGCGCACGCGCACCUCCAGAACGGCGCAUGACGCUCUUCGACGGUGUAGCGUUAACUGUGGGCCUGCAGAUUGGAUCGGGCAUAUUCUCUUCCCCCGGGGUCGUCACCCUGAACGCCGGCUCGGUCGGCGCGUCGCUCUCCGUCUGGCUCCUCUCGGGCCUCCUGGCGUGGACUGGCGCUGCGAGCUUUGCAGAGCUCGGCGCCGCUAUUCCGCUCAACGGUGGUGCGCAGGCGUACCUGACAUACAGCUUUGGCGAGCUGGCAGGAUACCUGUUCGCGUGGAUUGCGAUUACCGCACUUAAGCCCGGCAGCGGCGCCAUUAUCGCCAGCAUAUUUGCAGAGUACGUCGCGCGCAUCGCGUAUCACGCCAAGGCGCACGCAUCCGCCAGCAUUACGCAGACCCAGCCAGAGCUACAAGACAUACCGCCGUGGCUCAUAAAGCUCAUCGCGCUCGCGCUGACCGUCCUGCUCUCGACGCUGCAUGCCCUCUCGACCCGACUGUCAACGCGCUUCCAGAACAUUAGUACGGCGCUCAAGUUACUCGCGCUCUUUGCCGUCCCCGUCGCGGCGGGUGUGCAGGUCGCGCGCCGCGGCAUGCCGGAGCAGAGCCACGCCGCUUUCGGCAGUUGGGACGGCUUCUGGAAAGGCAGCGCGCGUUCGCCAGGCGCUUAUGCGCUCGCGCUCUACAGUGGCCUCUGGAGCUUUGAUGGUUGGGACCAGGUCAGCUUGGUCGGCGGAGAAAUGAAGAACGUCAAGCGCGACCUGCCACGCGUGAUCCACAUCUCACUCUGCCUGGUCCUGAUGAUCUUCCUGCUGGUCGUGACCUCGUAUUUUCUGGUGCUGCCGCCAGCGCUCGUCGCACGUACCAACACUGUGGCGCUAGAUUUUGGAGCGGCGAUCCUUGGGCCGAGCGGCGGCGUGGUGUUCGCGCUGCUCGUCGCCUUUUCUUGCCUCGGCGCACUCAACUCGCAGUUCUACACGACCGCGCGCCUCGUAUAUGUCGCCGCACGCGAGGGCUAUCUGCCUAGCGUAUUCGCGCGCCUCCACGCACGUACGCGCACUCCGCUCAACGCCAUUGUCCUCCAGAACGUACUUGUCGCGCUCUUCCUCCUCUUUGGCAGUGGCUUUGCCAGCAUCGUCAACUUUUACGGCGUCUGCAGCUGGCUCUUCUAUUUUGCCACCGUAUCUGGUCUGCUCGUUCUCCGGGUCAAGGAGCCCAACCUCGAGCGCCCGUACAAGACAUACCUAUCCACGCCCAUCCUCUUCUCAGCAGUCGCCCUGUUCCUCUUGUUCAUGCCCAUCUUUAGUGCUCCGCUCGAGGCCCUCGCUGCAUUCGUUUUCAUCAGUGCUGGUGUGCCCAUGUACUACCUCACGCAGCAACGU
This is a messenger RNA of Tilletiaria anomala UBC 951, 1539 nucleotides long. RefSeq names its product amino acid transporter. Lineage: Eukaryota; Fungi; Basidiomycota; Exobasidiomycetes; Georgefischeriales; Tilletiariaceae. Gene Ontology annotation, cellular component: membrane. The annotation marks the transcript as partial. The record is from RefSeq and is a predicted model, not a curated record. The transcript is spliced from 5 exons. Gene Ontology annotation, biological process: amino acid transmembrane transport. Gene Ontology annotation, molecular function: L-amino acid transmembrane transporter activity.